GCCAGUCUUUCAAAGGGGGGACUUUAAAAGUGUCUCUGCUACAGCCCAGCCUUCCUCUGGACACUGCUGCACCCUGCAACCCUCCGGACUGUGUGCAAUAUCCAGUCCGCACUUGGAGACCCUGAUCUAUUCUCUGGACACUGCUACUGUAGAUAUAUCCCCCCUACUCCCCUCCCUACUAUCCUCUGCUGGACAAUCUGCUACCCCCAGACUGGAGGGAGGGGGCACUGGCUCAGGCAUACAGGAGAGAUCAGCACAAAAGCAGUGUGGAUGCACAGGAGCUGUGCUGCAAGUUGUGUGGCCUGAGCAGGGGCAGCUCCUGAGGACUCCUGGACGUCUGGCUUUGCAUUUUAUUUCUGUGGCCUUCAUUUGCACCACUGCACCCCCCACCCCACCCUUUCCCCCAUCCACCACCUCCACCCCCCAGGACCACCCUGGCCCAGAGCUGUGAUGACCCUGUCUGGAAGCAGCAGUGCCAGUGACAUGUCCGGCCAGACCGUGCUGUCCGCAGAAGAUGUGGACAUUGACGUGGUGGGAGAGGGGGACGAGUCCCUGGAGAAGGACAGCGACUGCGAGAGCCACCAGGAGCACAUGGAGGAGGACCUGGGGGGCAAGGAGCUGCCCAGGAGCCCCUCGGACAGUGCCAACGAGGCGGAGGGCAAGGGAGAGCAGCAGGAGGGCAUCGCUGGCGCCCAGAGCAAGCCAAAGAGCAGCCUGGUGAAGCCCCCCUACUCCUACAUCGCCCUGAUCACCAUGGCCAUCCUGCAGAGCCCCCAGAAGAAGCUCACCCUGAGUGGCAUCUGCGAGUUCAUCAGCCAGCGCUUCCCCUACUACAGGGAGAAGUUCCCCGCCUGGCAGAACUCCAUCAGGCACAACCUCUCCCUCAACGACUGCUUCGUCAAGAUCCCCAGGGAGCCUGGCAACCCUGGCAAGGGCAACUACUGGACCCUGGACCCCCAGUCUGAGGACAUGUUCGACAAUGGCAGCUUCCUGCGCAGGAGGAAAAGGUUCAAGAGGCACCAGCCGGACACCCUGAGGGACCAGACUGCCCUGAUGAUGCAGAGUUUUGGGGCAUACAGCCUGGCCAGCCCCUAUGGGCGCCACUAUGGGCUCCACCCUGCAGCCUACCACCACCAUGCUGCUCUGCAGUACCCCUACAUCCCCCCAGUGGGGCACAUGCUCCCCCCAGCUGUCCCCCUCCUGCCCUCCAGUGAACUCAGCAGGAAAGCCUUUAACUCCCAGCUCAGCCCCAGUUUGCAGCUGCAGCUGAACAGCCUGGGUAGUGCCACCUCCAUCAUCAAGUCGGAACCCAGCAGCAGGCCCUCCUUCAGCAUAGAGAACAUUAUUGGGGUGUCAGCCGCCUCCUCUGUGGGGGCACAGACUUUCCUGAGACCCCCAGUGACUGUGCAGUCCGCACUGAUGAGCCACCAACCACUGGCACUUAGCAGAAGCGGUGCCACCCUCACCCCCAUCCUCAGUGUGCCCACCAACCUACUGUCCGGGCAGUUCUUGCCCGCAGCGGCCGCAGCAGUGGCAAAGUGGCCGGCCCAAUAAUGCCCAUGAGACUGUAAACUUUACCCCCCACCCCACCCCUUCCCACCCACUGCCUACCCCACAGCUGCAAACCAGAACGAACUGAACGAACUUUUAGUGUUAAACUGUACGAAUCUGGAAUGCAUUCUGUACAGGUAACUGCGAACUAACGAAUUUGUACAUAUUUGUAUCGAGAAAAACAAAUUAUUUACUUAUAUUUGAUCAAUUUUACUUUCUGGGUUUUUAUUUUUUUAAGAAAAAAAUAUUAAUAAUAAUAAUUAUAAUAAUUGUAAGCUAAGAGCACCGAGCUUUCAUUUUUGCUGAAGGUUCGCUCACUUUAUCGAGAAAAAAAAAUGUACAAAAGAAAUUUUAAAUAUUACAUUUUCCAGAAAAUUAAAAAAAAGAAAAAGAAAAUGUCAGUCUAUUAAAUAAAUAAAAAAGUCUGUUUAUAUAUGAAUGGAUAUAUAUGUAUUCUAA
Molecule: messenger RNA, 2010 nt
Organism: Pseudophryne corroboree (corroboree frog)
Lineage: Eukaryota; Metazoa; Chordata; Amphibia; Anura; Myobatrachidae
Gene: FOXD3
Product: forkhead box D3
Exons: 1
Coding region: 451-1554 (367 amino acids)
Biological process (GO): anatomical structure morphogenesis; cell differentiation; regulation of transcription by RNA polymerase II
Molecular function (GO): DNA-binding transcription factor activity, RNA polymerase II-specific; RNA polymerase II cis-regulatory region sequence-specific DNA binding
Source: RefSeq, a predicted model, not a curated record